AAGGGUUAUUUUUAGCACUUUUCAAGUUUGUUUUUGUUGUGAUUAAAUUUUUUAUUCCAGUAAGAUCAAUUAUUGUUAACAUAAAAACCUUCUUAGGAUAUUUAAUGAAAUGAAAAUUUGUGUGCAGGGCGAAAAUGUACUUGGCUUCAAAUUGAUCUAACAAAGUAAGGUGCAAGUAAUUUUAAGGUUUUACACACUCAGCAUGCCAACAUUCCUAACACCGGGCCGGCAUGGCUACAGUGUUCGCUUCUCCCGCACAAGACCUGAUGCGUUGGCUGUGGCUACAAGUCAAUACUAUGGCCUGGCUGGAGGUGGGACUCUGUUUUUCUUGGAACUGGCACCAGAUGGGACAACUAUUGUGGAAAUGCAGAAGUUGGAGUGGACAGAUGGAUUGUUCGAUGUGACAUGGUCAGGCACGGCAGAUGGAGUAGCCGCAUGUGGUGCUGGAGACGGCGCCGUUAUAGUAUGGAGGGGAGGUUGCGCCGCUCCUCUAAGGGUUCUGAGGGCACAUCUCAGCGAAGUGUGCUCGGUGGACUGGCCUAGAGCUCAUUUAUUGAGUGCUAGUUGGGACACUACUGUUAAAUUGUGGGACCCCGAAGCAGAAGUAUGCCUCAGCACGUUCGCGGGUCAUUCUCAACUGGUCUACACGGCAACGUUCUCGCCCCAUUCGCCUGCCACAUUCGCUUCGGUGUCAGGUGAUGGCCAUCUAAAGCUGUGGACUUGUACGGAACCUUCGAGGCCUGCUGCGGUUGUAAAAGCCCACGAAGCUGAGGUGCUAUCGUGCGACUGGAGUAGAAUGGAGACGCAUGCGCUCGCGACGGCCGGAUCGGACGGACUCAUUCGAGGCUGGGACCUCAGAAGACUCACUUCUCCUAUGUUUACGUUAAAAGGUUGCGAGUGUGCAGUGCGGAGAGUGCAGUUUUCCCCACAUGCACCGUCCGUUAUAGCGGCGGUAUCUUAUGAUUUCACCACUAGGAUAUGGGACUUAAAACGCGGCUGUGAUCCAUUAGAAACUAUACGGCAUCAUUCCGAGUUCACGUAUGGCCUUGACUGGAAUGCGUUGAGGCCUCACCAGAUAGCCGACUGUGGUUGGGAUUCGCUUGUGCACGUUUUCACGCCGAGGUCUCUAGUGUGAGAUAUGGGUACAUGGAAACAGGGUAUGGAAAAAAGGAAAAGGUGUGGCGUUACUUAGAGUAUUAAAAGUUGUAUUAUAAUGCGUAUUAUCUACUCAUUAAUAAUGUGCCAAUACGAUGGAAAUAAUCGUUAAUUUAUGAGCAUUUACACCUACAUUCCUAUGAAGUAUAUGCAGCACCAAGCAGUAUGUUGAAAGAUGAUGUGACAUUGCAUACUUGCAAUUGUAACACAAUCCAAUAACUUCAGAGUAAAAUGGAACUAAUUGGUCUUGUUUUAAAGCUUAAAUUGGUCCAUCUACAGCCACCAUAGUGGCAAGAUUGCAAUUGUAACACGAAUGAAAAUAGCGUCAGAGUGAACUGGACCCAAUUAAUCUUGUUUUAAAGCUUAAAUUCAUAAAUCUUCUAUAGCCAGAUGUCUGAAUCUAAUGUCAGAGUAAAAUUGACCUUAUGCACCUCGCUUUAAGGCUUAAACUGGUCCGGUCCAUCUUCGGCCAGCGUAGUGACUGCAAUUUUAUCACGAAUAAUGCAAUUCUAACGACAGAGUAAAAUUGAUCUAACGUAUCUUGUUUUGAAGCUUUAUUUUGUCCAGAUCUCUACAGCAAAUGUAUCGGCACGCUUACAGUCGUAAUACAAAUGUAUCACCAUAACGGCAUAGUAAAAUGCACCUAAUGAGCCUUGUAUUAAAGGUUAAGUUUGUCUACUCUUCUGCUUGUACCAAACGAAACACUAUCAGGGUGAAUUUAACCUUUGGAACAAUGAUGCUUGGCGUCAAAAAUAAACAUGGAUUUAGUACUUCUCUGGACAAGCUCUGCCACAAAAAGGUCUUCUACUACGAAUGGAGUAAUUAUGACGUAAUGUUCGAUCACAUUGAACGCACAUGCAUCCGAUAAUUGAAUGCCAACUUUUGGCAUAAUUUGAACCUAUUAAGGAAUGCUUGUAAAUAAAUUCAGUUAGAAAUCUUAUGUCAAUACCAAUAAGGUUUAAUUUUCAGCAAUUUUAAUUUAUGGUUUAUAUUUUAUCUUUUGUAUAGAAAGCUUCUAUUGAUGUUAAUGUAUUUGUUAUGAAUGUAAAUAAUAUUCCUAAGUCUUAAAUGAUUACAUAAUUGUUGAUUUGAGUGUAUCACAGCUUCUGACAAACGUUAAGGUAACCGUCGAUUAAAUUUUUACUAAAGUCAGUAACAUAACUGGCAAUUUGAAAUCCUGUAAAACUGUAAAAAAAAGCUUUGGUACACUCAUUACAACAAACGAUAUUACCAA
Molecule: messenger RNA, 2389 nt
Organism: Pararge aegeria (speckled wood butterfly)
Lineage: Eukaryota; Metazoa; Arthropoda; Insecta; Lepidoptera; Nymphalidae
Gene: Pex7
Product: peroxisomal targeting signal 2 receptor
Exons: 8
Coding region: 203-1135 (310 amino acids)
Biological process (GO): protein import into peroxisome matrix
Cellular component (GO): cytosol; peroxisomal matrix
Molecular function (GO): protein binding
Source: RefSeq, a predicted model, not a curated record